Molecule: messenger RNA, 444 nt
Organism: Helobdella robusta
Lineage: Eukaryota; Metazoa; Annelida; Clitellata; Rhynchobdellida; Glossiphoniidae
Exons: 4
Coding region: 1-444 (147 amino acids)
Source: RefSeq, a predicted model, not a curated record
AUGAUGCACCAGCAACCAAUCAAAUCCGUUCUUUUUGGCGGGUCUUGUGAUCACGUGACGGAACCGCUGGCCGAGACAUCCGCAUGCUAUCUAACAACUCAGCGCGUGUUACUUUCGAGAACAGCGCUCAACCCCAUGCCAUUUGUUAUUCUUCUAAAUAAUGGAAGAUGGCCAGCAAAAAAGCCUUCUUUGUAUGUCAAUGACUGCGUGCUCACGUUCGUUGGUGUUGUUACUGGAUUCGAUUUUACGGAGAUCCCUGCCUGUCAGAUGCAAAUGCUUGAUAUGCUCAUAAAGGCGUUAACACGUAUGAAGUUAACGCAUGUGGACAAAGGUCUGAGUGCUGCAAGGAUGGAAAGUUUAUCGGGUGCUGAGAAGAAAUUUGUAUUCGAGCACUGCGUGUGCUUGAAAAACCAAUUGGCCGCCAUCAAUAUUUACAACACUUAA